AUGACUCUCGACGUGGAGGAUAAUGAGGAGCAGAACUUGAUUCGAGUAUUCCCUGGGGCAAAGAAGUUCAUCGACGAGGCAAUAUCGGCGGGAGGCCGUGUUCUCGUGCAUUGCAACGGUGGCAUCAGCCUUUCACCAUCCUUUGUGGUCAUGUUCGUUAUGCAGCACUACCAACUGUCAUGGGAGGACGCGCUACACAUGGUUCAAAAUCGGCGUUAUUGCAUCUCACCUAAUGGAGGUUUUCUGACACAAAUUAAGGAGUACGAGGCAAUCUACAGGGCGAACAUAGCAGUACAAUCCUAUCCCCAAAACCGACCAGCUGUCCCUCGACGCAAGCGGUCGGACGACGACGACGAUGAGGAUGAUCGGCUCAUGCGGUCCCACCUGCACAGACCGGAUGAUCGAUCGAAACGCGCACUUGUUAAAAGCUAUUCAGAAGAAAUCGAUCCAAAUGCAAUGGAGAUUUCAUAG
Messenger RNA from Coprinopsis cinerea okayama7#130, 471 nucleotides. Its product is annotated as serine/threonine/tyrosine-interacting protein. The record is from RefSeq and is a predicted model, not a curated record. Lineage: Eukaryota; Fungi; Basidiomycota; Agaricomycetes; Agaricales; Psathyrellaceae. Gene Ontology annotation, biological process: negative regulation of protein binding; negative regulation of SCF-dependent proteasomal ubiquitin-dependent catabolic process; regulation of ERK1 and ERK2 cascade. The transcript is spliced from 5 exons. Gene Ontology annotation, molecular function: protein tyrosine/serine/threonine phosphatase activity; F-box domain binding. The coding region runs from base 1 to 471 and encodes 156 amino acids. Gene Ontology annotation, cellular component: cytoplasm; nucleoplasm.